Rotaria socialis is the source of this 486-nucleotide messenger RNA. Lineage: Eukaryota; Metazoa; Rotifera; Eurotatoria; Philodinida; Philodinidae. The record is from the annotation of a GenBank genome assembly.
AUGGCUGAAGAUAAGAUAAAAGUAGCAACUAGUGAUGGUGACAUUCUUGAAGUUGAUCUUUACAUCGCGAAACAAUGGCAACCCGUGAAACUUAUAUAUGAAGUUUUGGACAGUACAAAUGUACCAGAAAAUCCUAUUGAUUUAGAUGCUAUUAGUACAGAAACUUUAAAAAAAAUUAUUGAAUGGUCAAAUCAUCAUAAACAAGACGAAGCUGAUUCCGCCGACAAUAGUGAAAAUGACCGAAACCAUGGCGAGAUUUCACCAUGGGAUAAAACUUUUUUCAACAUUAAACAGGAGAUGAUCUUUGAGAUUAUUGUGGCUGCUGAUCACUUAGGAAUGACAGAAUUACUUGACAUGGGAUGUAAAACAGUAGCAAACAUGAUUAAAGGCAAAACACCAGAAGAGGUUCGACAAACAUUCAAUAUUCCAAAUGAUUUGCCACCAUUACAAACAGCACAACCAAUUACAAGUAACGAAAAUCAGUGA